CUCAAACCCAUUAGGAUGACAGCAAAAUAGCCGAAUCACAACAAAAUUGUCGAUACAGCAGACCACUACCGCUGGUAGUGCAGUGUAAAGUCAUUUUAAUGUCAAUUUGACGUCUCACGUUGGCAAGGCAAAAACAAAGAAGUCACGAAUUUUCAGCAGUGAAAGAAAAUCGCUUAUUAUAGAAAACCAGAAAAACAAAAUAUUUUACUAAGAAAAUUGGUUUUUAUGAUUCACUUUGGUGAAAAGUACAAAAAGUUCUUUGAAUGCAGUGUACCCCGACACGAGAGUGAUUUAGAAAUCUGUAGCGGAUUAUUGAUUUCUGCAAGCGCUAGCGAAACAACAAACGGACGUGGUGGCAGCAGCAGCAGUCGUUGCAGUGGUUGGCUGGUGAGCAGCGACAAGUGGACAAAACAGUGGCAAAGCCACAAGCAAUGUAAAGGUGUCGACAACAAAAACACGCAUUGAGCUACUAGUUUGUUUACGGUGCGGAGUGCGGUUCAGGGGAUACGAAAGUUUUAAACAUCGCAGUUACCAAAUUGCAAUCGAGAAAACAGCCAACAAAGAAAAUAGUAGCGCGAUUUUAUCGCCCCGUGAUCUUCAACAAAUAAUUUAGAUACUUAAGUUGACGUGUUCAAGUGUGACAAACUCUGUGUUUGUGCACUUCAUUUACAGAACAGCUGUUGGCGUAUUGAACGUUUCCACUCAGCUUACAUUCCAUCAAUUAAUUUAUUGCACCCACAAUUGCCACCUACGCAGCGAUGUCAAACAUGUUCAGCAUAACCAAUAUCAAGAAUCGCUUUAUUUCGGUUAUCGCCCCGGAUAUACCGCCGCUGCCAUCAGUUCCCAGCCACCAACUACAUCGUGGAGGUCCUUCGUCAAACUACCAGCUGCGAAUGGUGCAUCAACAGAAAAUGCCCGACAAAUUCGCAUAUGCUCGUCCACCAUUUCUACAGCUUUUGACAAUCGAUGAGUUGCGUGCCUCGGCCGAUCACAAUGUACGCCCUAUCAUUGUGCCACGCGACAUCAAUUUGCUACCAUGGGGCACUGGCUAUGCUGAGUGUGUCAAUUCCGGCAAAUCGGAGUGGAAUGAAGACCAGGCUGCCUUUUCCAGGCAAGUACUUUCCGACCCAACACAUUGCCAUCCCGAUUUACCAUACACAUACUAUGGCAUUUUUGAUGGACACGCUGGUUAUGGUGCCGCUCUAGCUGCUUCGCAUCAAUUCCACCACAUUUUGCAUGAAAAAUUGGUGGACUGCAUUGAACUACUGCUUCCUCGCGAAGAGGAAAUGGCAAAUGCAAAGGCAGAUAGUGGCUUUCCGCACCCCAGUCAAUUUCAUAGACGCGUUUACAAGGAUGAGCUCAUCAUUGGCGCACUGGAGAGCGCUUUCUUCAAUAUGGAUGCGUUGAUUGCACAGGAUCGCGAUAGAUAUCGAGAUGCUGGCGGCUGUACCGCUUGCGUUGCGUUGUUCAUCAAUGGUAAGCUGUUUGUGGCAAACGCUGGUGACAGUCGUGCAGUAUUGUGUCAACGUAAAAGUGCAUCCGCGCUUGAUGAAAAACACAAAUCAGCUGCAAGCAUAGUAGCAGUGAAUAGCGCCGAAAAUAAUGCAGAUACACAGGAAAUAUUUGCUGUGCCUUUCUCAUUUGACCACACUCCGGAGACGGAACGACAUCGACUACUUACUGUAGCACGCUUGAAACCACAUUUGAUGGAGAAACAGUACGCCGCAAUGGAAUAUGCCAAGCGACCCCAUAUGAAGGAUUUGGGCCAACGCAUCCUUUGCCGCCAGGGUACAAUGAAAGGUUGGACUUAUAAAACGUUGACGCGCGAAGAUUUACGCAUGCCGGUGGUGACGGGAGAAGGAAAGCGUAGUCGAUUGCUGGGAACAUUGGGUGUUACACGCGGCUUUGGAGAUCAUGAUCUCUUGGCCAUCAACACAGGCACACAAAUAAAACCGUUUCUCACGCCACAUCCUGAAGUGGUUAUACGCGAUCUUUCCAAAAUCGUCAGCAUUCCAGAUGAGAAUAAUGAGGAUGGUGAUUAUGGCAUUCUGGUUAUGGCCACCGACGGGCUAUGGGACGUAUCUGAGAAUGAAGCUGUAGCGCGCACCGUUUUCCAAACACUCGCCAAAUACCCCACAGAAAAGCACCGUUACACAAUGGUGGCACAAGAGUUGGUGGCGCGAGCGCGUGGUAAAAUAAACGAUUCCGGUCAUUGGCGCCUGGCCGAUAGCAAAGCUGCUGCCACAGUGGAUGAUAUCUCAGUGAUUGUGAUACCAGUGUAUCAGUAUUAUAAAGAACACGUUGAAUGGGAGAAGAAGUGUGCCCAAGUGCUACAGGAGCGGCGGGCCAAAGUGACACCUAGUGCUACCGAGGCGUGCGAGGAUGAAACGUUAUUGGUUAAUGGCGUCACAAAGGCACAAGUUGAAGCAGAACACGAAGAGGAUGAGGAGGAAGAAGUAGUUGUAGAAGUAAAUAGACAAAAGGCACAAGCUGACGUCGAGAUGGAAGAGAACGUAAGUGACGAACGAGCGCAGUUGGCGAACAUUACUACACCAACAACAACAAGUAAUAAUGAGGAGAUAGCAGUCGAAAAAGAUGUAAAGGAGUUAAUUGAAAACGAGCUGGCAGCCGCUAUAUCUGCCCUGGAUGCUACUGAAAGUGCAGAAUAUGAUAGAAAAGAUAAAACAGGAACGUCUGCGACCGUGCCGGAGAAUGCAAACAAACAGAAGCAACCACAGCACCAACAACAACAUCAUCGCAAUCGUAAUCGCAAAGAUAAACGUUGAAGAAUCAAAAGCGUACGCUUGUUUAGCGUACAAAUUUUAUACUAAAUUCAACAAUUAGUACGUAGUAAAUAAAUUUAACUAGUAAAAACAAACGCACUUAAAUAAUAUUCAAUGUAAGGAAAUAGAAAAAGAGGGAACUUGAAAAAUGUUGACGUGUAGUGAAAGUUGCGCUGUGUUGCGGAAGUGAGUUUUUUCGAGGGAAAUUUCUUAAAUCAUUACCAGAAAUAAAUAAAUUAUAAAUAUUCGAUAUAAGCAUAUACUAAUUUAUUUUAUUUACGUAUACUUUGUAACUUAUGGCCGCAUUCAAUCAAGGUGACCAAACACUGACCCUAGCCACAUACCAUUUCCAAACGAAUGCGAAAAUUUGUACUGAGCGGAUAUAAAAGUAAUUAAUAAAAGUGAAAUUAACACUUGAAUGUGCGCAAAAAAUAUAAAAAUUUGCAGGAUAAAAACAAAUGAAUAGAAACUUUAUUAUUGUUCAAAUGAAAAUGUAAUAAUUCAUUAUUUUCGAAAAUAAAAUAAAAUUUUUUUUUGCAAACAAU
This is a messenger RNA of Rhagoletis pomonella (apple maggot), 3328 nucleotides long. Its product is annotated as protein phosphatase 1H-like. Gene Ontology annotation, molecular function: protein serine/threonine phosphatase activity; cation binding. The transcript has 5 exons. Bases 759 to 2786 code for a protein of 675 amino acids. Gene Ontology annotation, biological process: protein dephosphorylation. NCBI's taxonomy places the organism in Eukaryota, Metazoa, Arthropoda, Insecta, Diptera, Tephritidae. The record is from RefSeq and is a predicted model, not a curated record.